GGCUCAUUCAAGAAGACGGUGAAGUCUGCGAGGAUAGGGACACGACAGUGUUGAAGAAGCGCGCAAGAUGAUUACAUCCGUCGUCGCGAAUCAGCAACUAUGGCCGAUCUCAAAGACGACCUGACCGAGAAAGCUCACUUUGACCCUAAUUGGAUCGCCUGGAAUGGAGGCACUCUACACUCGAACAAUGUGCUCUUUUAUUUCGCGACGUCGCCUUUCUUUGAUCACGUCUCGGGCAAUCAGUCGCUCUUCACACAGUGGGCGGGCACGCCAAACCAGAACGACAUCUUAGGCACGAGGGCCAAGUUUGAGGCCAAUCUGCGCCAUCAGCGCGGUAUACAGUACGUCGUCGAGCACGAUCCCCUGGAGGAGCAAGUCGUCUUUGACGGACCGAACGGACCUGAGAAGUCCAACGUCUGGGUGAUUCGCAAACAGAACCGUGAAAGCGGGCGAGACGACGGCAUUACGGUUUUGGGCUACUACUAUAUUGUCAACAACGUCAUCUAUCAAGCCCCCUCGGUUGCCAGCGUUCUGAAUUAUCGUCUACUGAACACGGUUUCCGCACUCAACAAAGUCUUUACGGCGCCAGCGGAUCUAUGCCUCUUUUCAGUCUCCCAUGGCUACACUUACCAUAAGCCUAUCCAGCCGUCAGGAACACAAAGCACCCUGGGUGCCUCACAGCAGCCUAAUGAGCCACCACCGCCAACACCAGGCCCUCAACCUUCUACUACUGAGAAGGCUGCGUCUACUUCCCAAUCCCAGGAUGAAUCAGAUGACGGGGCUCGGACGGCUUGGGACGCACUUCGGAUGACAAUGCAGUACGGAAAGGAAUAUGUGGAUGACAUGCCGUUGGUGGGCGAGCCAGGGAACUUCCGGUUUUCUAAGAGCAAGGAUGCGAGUACGACGACUGGCCAGGCUAAAGCUCAAGGGCAGACGUCGCCUACUGGUACUCCGGGUCAAUCCCGAGCAGCUUCAGUUGUGCCUCCGACAUCGAGCAUCCCGUCUGCAACCACCAAGGGCCCUAAGCUGGUAGAGAAAACCGCGACACUAUCUGAUGGAGCAGCAAAGGUCAAACGGAGGAAGAGUAAACCGGGUGAACCCAGUCCAUGACGCUCCAGGGGGUGUGGCGAUCACAUGCGGCUACACUUGAAUCGGAUGUCGGCAGCGCUUACAUCUCCAGUACAUGGCUUGUACCAACUGGCUCUCUUGGGUAGUGAUAUAGCUGCAUAUGAUCCAGGCUUGUUGAUUCCCUAAAUAUCCAUUCAAGUUUAUCAUUAGUACCAGCAAAGGACGAGGCGGCUCUGAGGCCGACUAUCAAACACUGCGCCCAAGGGUGUGGUCACGUGAAC
Messenger RNA from Cladophialophora immunda, 1349 nucleotides. RefSeq lists its product as uncharacterized. Gene Ontology annotation, biological process: regulation of transcription by RNA polymerase II. The transcript is spliced from 3 exons. The record is from RefSeq and is a predicted model, not a curated record. Gene Ontology annotation, molecular function: transcription coactivator activity. Gene Ontology annotation, cellular component: mediator complex; core mediator complex. NCBI's taxonomy places the organism in Eukaryota, Fungi, Ascomycota, Eurotiomycetes, Chaetothyriales, Herpotrichiellaceae. The coding region runs from base 100 to 1110 and encodes 336 amino acids.